Molecule: messenger RNA, 3098 nt
Organism: Pteropus alecto (black flying fox)
Lineage: Eukaryota; Metazoa; Chordata; Mammalia; Chiroptera; Pteropodidae
Gene: FILIP1L
Product: filamin A interacting protein 1 like
Exons: 3
Coding region: 231-3083 (950 amino acids)
Source: RefSeq, a predicted model, not a curated record
GCCGGGCGCGCUCCGCGCCCCGCUCGCAUUGUUCGGGCGACUCCCGGAGCGCGCACAGCCCGCUCGCAGCGCAGCGCGACUGCGGCCCCCGUCCGGCCCCGCGCCGGCAGCCCAGAUUAAAGAGGCUGAUUGACCAAGAAACCGAAUCCCAGGAGAAGAAGGAGCAAGAAAAGGAGAAGAGGGUCACCGCCCUGAAAGAGGAGUUGACCAAACUGAAGUCUUUUGCUUUGAUGGUGGUGGAUGAACAACAAAGGCUGACGGCACAGCUUGCCCUUCAAAGACAAAAAAUCCAAGACCUAACCACAAGUGCGAGGGAAACACAUGCUAAACUAGCCCUUGCUGAAACCAGAGUUCGGGAAGAAGAGCAGAAGGCAACCAGACUAGAGAAAGAACUGCAAACGCAGACCACAGAGUUUCACCAGAACCAAGAAGAAAUCAUGGCAAAGCUCACCAAUGAGGAUGGCCAAAAUCGCCAGCUUCGACAAAAGCUGGCAGCGCUCAGCCGGCAAAUUGAUGAGUUAGAAGAGACAAACAGGUCUUUACGAAGAGCAGAAGAGGAGCUCCAAGAUAUAAAAGAAAAAAUCAACAAGGGAGAAUAUGGAAACUCUGGUAUCAUGGCUGAAGUGGAGGAGCUCAGGAAACGUGUGCUAGAAAUGGAAGGGAAGGAUGAAGAGCUCAUAAAAAUGGAGGAGCAGUGCAGAGACCUUAAUAACAGGCUUGAAAAGGAAACAUCACAGAGUAAAGACUUUAAACUUGAGGUCGAAAAACUUAAUAAAAGGAUUACAGCUCUGGAAAAAUUAGAAGAUGCUUUCAACAAAAGCAAACAAGAAUGUUACUCUCUGAAAUGCAAUUUAGAAAAAGAAAGGAUGACCACAAAGCAGUUGUCUCAAGAACUAGAAAGUUUAAAAAUAAGGAUCAAAGAGCUAGAAGCCAUUGAAAGUCGGCUGGAAAAGACAGAAUUCACCCUGAAAGAGGACUUAACUAAACUGAAAACAUUAACUGUGAUGCUGGUAGAUGAACGGAAAACCAUGAGUGAAAAAUUAAAGCAAACUGAAGAUAAGUUACAAGCUGCUGCUUCUCAGCUUCAAGUGGAGCAAAAUAAAGUGACAACGGUUACUGAGAAGUUAAUUGAGGAAACUAAAAGGGCACUGAAGUCCAAAACUGAUGUAGAAGAAAAAAUGUAUAGCGUAACCAAGGAGAGAGAUGACCUAAAAAACAAACUGAAAGCAGAAGAAGAGAAAGGAAAUGAUCUUCUGUCCAAAGUUAAUAUGUUGAAAAAUAGGCUUCAAUCAUUGGAAGCAACUGAGAAAGACUUCCUAAAAAACAAAUUGAAUCAAGAUUCUAGUAAGUCUACAACAGCAUUACACCAAGAAAACAAUAAGAUUAAAGAGCUCUCUCAAGAAGUGGAAAGACUGAGACUGAAGUUAAAGGAUAUGAAAGCCAUUGAGGACGACCUCAUGAAAACAGAGGAUGAGUAUGAGACUCUAGAACGAAGGUAUGCUAAUGAACGAGACAAAGCUCAAUUUUUAUCUGAAGAGCUGGAACAAGUUAAAAUGGAACUUGCCAAGUACAAAUUAGCAGAAAAAACAGAGUCCAGCCAUGAACAGUGGCUUUUCAAAAGGCUUCAAGAAGAAGAAGCAAAAUCGGGGCACCUCUCAAGAGAAGUGGAUGCACUAAAAGAGAAAAUUCAUGAAUACAUGGCAACUGAGGACCUGAUAUGUCACCUCCAGGGAGACCAUUCCAUUCUGCAAAAGAAACUCAAUCAACAAGAAAACAGAAACAGAGAUUUAGGAAGAGAGAUCGAAAACCUCACUAAAGAAUUAGAGAGGUAUAGGCACUUCAGUAAGAGCCUCCGGCCUAGCCUCAAUGGAAGAAAAAUCUCUGACCCUCAAGUAUUUUCUAAAGAAGUUCAAACAGAAGCAGCUGACAAUGAACCACCCGAUUACAAGAGUCUCAUUCCUCUGGAACGAGCAGUCAUUAAUGGUCAGUUUUAUGAGGAGAGUGAGGACCAGGAAGAGGACCCUAAUGAGGAGGAAUCCAUGCUGUCCUUCAAAUGCAACACAUCUACUCCCUGUCCUGUUAACAGGAAGCUAUGGAUUCCUUGGAUGAAAUCCAAGGAGGGCCAUCCUCAGAAUGGAAAAAUACAAACUAAACCCAAUGGCAACUUUGUGCAACCUGGAGAUCUGGUCCUAAGCCACACACCUGGGCAGCCACUUCAUAUAAAAGUUACUCCAGACCAUGUCCAGAACACAGCUACUCUUGAAAUCACAAGUCCAACCACAGAGAGUCCACACUCUUACACAAGCACUGCAGUGAUACCAAACUGUGGCACCCCAAAGCAAAGGAUAACCAUCCUCCAAAACGCCUCCAUAACACCGAUGAAACCCAAAACCUCUGCCGAAGGCCUCUUGAAUUUAGAGCAAGGCAUGUCCCCAAUUACCAUGGCGGCCUUUGCCAGAGCACAGACCCCAGAGUCUUGUGGUUCUAUAACUCCAGAAAGGACAAUGUCACCUAUUCAGGUUUUGGCUGUGACUGGUUCAGCUAGCUCUCCUGAGCAGGGACGCUCCCCAGAGCCAAUAGAAAUCAGUGCCAAGCAUGCGAUUUUCAGAGUCUCCCCAGACCGGCAGUCAUCAUGGCAGUUUCAACGUUCAAACAGUAAUAGUUCAAGUGUGAUAACUACUGAGGAUAAUAAAAUCCACAUUCACUUAGGAAGUCCUUACAUGCAAGCUGUAGCCAGCCCCAUGAGACCUGCCAGCCCUUCAACACCACCGCAGGAUAACCGAACUCAAGGCUUAAUUAAUGGGGCACUAAACAAAACAACCAAUAAAGUCACCAGCAGUAUUACAAUCACACCAACAGCCACACCUCUUCCUCGACAAUCACAAAUUACAAUCAAGGACGUAUGCAAGCAAAGAAUUCCAACACGGAUCCCUAAACCAAAAUCCACAAGCAUGACUAAGCUUUCCCUUAAAACUUCCCCAGGGCCUAUGGACAAGCCUAUUCACCACACUGGCUAUGAGAAGCUACACAUCGUAAGGACUGUCACUUCCAACACUUUCCUCCACAUGGGAGGGAAAAGGUAAGUCACGCCAAUGCAC